AUGGCCGUUUCAAUCCCCCAUUCGCUCAAAGAAAAACUCCUCCGUAACGAGGUGGCAUCAACUCUUAGCGUCAAACUAGUCAAGUCGGUAGAGCUUCCUAUGAUGGCUAAGACCGCAGGAUUUGACGGAAUUCUCAUCGAUAUGGAGCAUUCCUCAUUCGACCUCGAGACGACCUCCCAGUUAUGCAUUGCCGCGCUGUAUGCUGGCAUCUCGCCCAUCGUACGCGCUCCGAGCAAAGAUCCUUUCUUCGUCUCUAGAAUUUUGGAUGGUGGCGCACUUGGUGUCAUUGUGCCGCACAUUCGCAGUGUUCAGGAUGCACGCGACGUUGUUGCCGCUGCCAAGUUCCAGCCUAUCGGCACGCGAUCGUCAACCAACGGGCUUCCUCAUUACCAAUUCCGCACGAUUCCCGCCAAGGUCUCCAACCCGGUCACAAACGACGCAACUUUGGUCAUUCCAAUGAUUGAGACUCUUGAAGCACUAGAGUUGGUUGAUGAGAUCGCAGGGGUAGAGGGCGUAGACUCUCUGCUCAUUGGUACCAACGAUCUGACGGCUGAGAUGGGUAUUCCGGGUGACUACGAAAACCCUAGACUCACAGAAGCCUAUAAGCGAACAAUUGAGGCUUGCAACAAGCACGGAAAAUGGGUUGGAGUUGGAGGUCUUCACUCACGAAUGGAUUUGGUCGAGAAGUUCUGCCAAAUGGGAGCCCGCUGGGUAAUGGCUGCGACUGAUGGCCCAUUGCUCAUCGCCGGUGCCACGAAGAGAGCUGCUGAGAUGGCUAGUCUGAGCGUUAGGGCGACUUCAGCUACGAAUGGCAAGUCAUAA
Colletotrichum siamense is the source of this 822-nucleotide messenger RNA. RefSeq names its product 4-hydroxy-2-oxo-heptane-1,7-dioate aldolase (gene hpcH-1). Gene Ontology annotation, cellular component: cytoplasm. The transcript has a single exon. NCBI's taxonomy places the organism in Eukaryota, Fungi, Ascomycota, Sordariomycetes, Glomerellales, Glomerellaceae. The coding region runs from base 1 to 822 and encodes 273 amino acids. Gene Ontology annotation, molecular function: aldehyde-lyase activity. The record is from RefSeq and is a predicted model, not a curated record.